GCCCUCCUUCAUUGGCCCCUUCUCCGCCAUAAUAAUUGCACGCAACCUCAGUGGAAAGAACACAAGGAUAGGCAUACUUGUUUGCCCCCCAAUAGAUCUUCCCUUUUCACUCGCCAUUCGAAUGCAUACGUCAGUGUCCACGGGCUGAUGUCACGCCAACGGCUGGCUAUGUUCUCCUUUAUAUCCCCUCCUCUUCCCGGCCACUUGAGCCAAACAAGCCUCCACAUGCACGCGUGCCAUGGCGGAAGAAGCCUUCGAGACCUCGGUUGCUAGCUCCUCCUCUGUGUCAGCCAACAGCUGGUGGGAGAUCCCCGCCAACUCCGUCGCCACUCGGAGCAGCGUCAGCCAAUGGCCAAGGCCGAGCCUCCGCUCCGCUUCGUCGUGUGACGAGGAUAACAUCUCCGUCUGCAACACCACUUCCUUCACCGACGUGUCCCCCCACUCGGGCCUCAGCAUGAAUUCCUCCUCCGUCGGCCUCUCAGGCGAGCCAGUGGAGAACCACCAUUUGUGGAACCAGGUUCUAUUAAAUGUCGGGAGCGGCGGAGACAUGCGCGGCAACCACGACGACGACGACGGCGAGAACCUGCUUGAAGUGAUGACCUCCAAAGGCUUCACGCCGGACGAGAUGUUUGAACCUGCUUGUGACUACCUCAAGAAAUUGGACGGCAGCUGGGAAUUCGCGAACCCACUGUCGCUGAACAGCCUCAAGAAGCAAUUGGGCAACUACACCGGAAGCACAAUGGUCCAGGUUGCAGGAGUGACCAAGGACAUAUCGGAAAUGGUUAGCAACCGGUCUAUUGCGCCUCCGAACCCGCAGCUCGAUCGCCAUGUUGCGCCAUCAGCCUGCGGUUUCCCUUUCACCCCACCGAUGGCUCAGUAUUCCACAUCAAAUGUCGCUCAUGCCAAGCAUGAGAUUCUUCAUUCCCCAUCGUAUCCCGACGGUGAUAUGGCAAGGGGAAGAAGUACAGGUCAUAUGUCAUAUUACGAUCGCAUUAUCAAAGCAGAGAGCCACCACCAAGACAUGGGAGCUGCUGCAACUUCUUUCCUACGCAAUGGCGUUGGCUACCACCAGGUUUCGGCCGUGGGACUCGACAACAAGUUCUGUGCAGCAGGGACGAGUGAGCUUCCUUGGACAAGCACGAGAAGUUUGUCGGACCUCAUCUCCUUUAGUGGCUGUCUAAACAAGCUACCGGUGGAUGUACUACGACCCUCAAGGCCUUAUUUCAAGGGCUCGGAUUCAUCUGAUACCAGGAAGCAUGGACAUGAUAGUUCCUCUACUAGAGGGAAUGGGAUGGUCUCUGGAGCAAGUGAAGGUAAGAAGAAACGAUCCGAGGAGAGUUCAGAGACUGUGUCGAAGAAGUCCAAGCAUGAGAACUCAGCCGUUUCAUCUCUCAAGUUGCAGGCACCGAAGGUCAGGUUGGCAGAUAAAAUCACUGCACUGCAACAACUUGUGUCACCUUUCGGGAAGACUGACACAGCAUCAGUGCUACUCGAGACGAUUAAAUGCAUCGAAGUUCUUCAAGAGCAAGUACAGUUGCUGAGUGACCCAUUUAUGAAGUCAAGUGCUAGCAAGGAUCACAGUUCUUGGGGAGAGAUGGAGAGGAAGGAGAAAGCAGAGGCGAAGCUUGACUUGAGGAGCAAAGGACUCUGCUUGGUUCCUAUUUCUUGCAUUCCUCUAGUCCACCGAGAAAAUUGCGGACCGGACUACUGGAUGCCAACGUUUCGAGCCUGUCUCUACAGAUGACCACUAAAUCUUCUCUGCUUCUGAUGCAUCAUCAUUUCUUGCACCGCCUAAACCCUGCUUUCAGACAGCUAUAUAUAGAAGAAAAUAUUUGCCUGUUGAGCACUAACUGUGUUGAUAAGAUAUUGUCAAAGUUCAAAGUGAUGCACAUUAGAUUGUCUGCCAUCUGCAAUCUGGAUUGUAAAUUUGGGCUUUUUCCUGAUGCAAAUA
This is a messenger RNA of Musa acuminata subsp. malaccensis (wild Malaysian banana), 1951 nucleotides long. Its product is annotated as transcription factor bHLH110. The record is from RefSeq and is a predicted model, not a curated record. Lineage: Eukaryota; Viridiplantae; Streptophyta; Magnoliopsida; Zingiberales; Musaceae. Gene Ontology annotation, cellular component: nucleus. Gene Ontology annotation, biological process: regulation of transcription by RNA polymerase II. Gene Ontology annotation, molecular function: RNA polymerase II cis-regulatory region sequence-specific DNA binding; protein dimerization activity; DNA-binding transcription factor activity, RNA polymerase II-specific.